Messenger RNA from Pimephales promelas (fathead minnow), 2235 nucleotides. It is a transcript of the gene aida, whose product is annotated as axin interactor, dorsalization associated. The record is from RefSeq and is a predicted model, not a curated record. Gene Ontology annotation, molecular function: phosphatidylinositol binding. Gene Ontology annotation, cellular component: membrane. NCBI's taxonomy places the organism in Eukaryota, Metazoa, Chordata, Actinopteri, Cypriniformes, Leuciscidae. Gene Ontology annotation, biological process: determination of ventral identity.
UUCCGGUGCAGUCGCAGGUAGUUCGGUUGCACUCGCAUCAGGCCCGUGGCGGUGAGUGUCGGUGCCACCGGUGCUUCCGGAGCCCAGUGUGUUUCCCGGCGGUGCGCAACAAUGCGGCGCUGGAGAUAAAACUCCACCAGCGAUGUCAGAAACCAAAGCCUUCGCGCAACUUUAACCGGAGAAGAUGUCAGAUGUCAGCAAGACCGUCCAGAAAUGGCACGCGAGUUUUAGAAAGGGCACGGACUUUGAUUCGUGGGGGCAGCUGGUGGAAGCUAUCGAUGAAUAUCAAAUACUCGCAAGGCAACUUCAGAAAGAAGUGCAGUCAUCAAACUUGCAUGAUUUCACAGAGGAACAGAAGAAAACCCUGGGGAAGUUUGCAACAUGCCUUGAAAUGCGAAGUGCAGCCUUACAGUGCACACAAUCUCAAGAGGAGUUCAAGCUGGAAGAUCUGAAAAAACUGGAACCCAUUAUAAAGAAUAUUCUGACUUACAACAAAGAUUUCCCUUUUGAUGUCCAACCAGUGCCUUUGAGGAAGAUUCUUGCACCGGGUGAGGAGGAAAACCUGGAUUUUGAGGAGGAGCUGGACGCUGGGACUGGAGCAGGUUCAACACCAUCAUUCCCUUCAAGGGAGCCAGGUACUCUGUUGCCACGGUUACCCUCGGAGCCGGGAAUGACUUUGCUCACGCUGGCGAUAGAGAAGAUCGGUCUGAAAGACGCAGGACAGUGUAUCGACCCGUACAUCACAGUCAGUGUUAAAGAUCUCAACGGUAUAGACUUGAAUCCAGUUCAGGAGACUCCAGUGGCCACGCGGAAAGAGGACACGUAUAUUCAUUUUAGCGUGGAAGUGGAAAUCCAGAAGCAUCUAGAAAAACUACCGAAAGGCACCGCUAUUUUCUUUGAAUUCAAACACUACAAACCCAAGAAAAGGUUCACCAGCACGAAGUGUUUUGCCUUCAUGGAAAUGGAUGAAAUCAAACCAGGUCCCAUUGUUAUAGAAUUGUACAAGAAACCAACUGACUUCAAGAGGAAAAAGCUCAACCUCCUGACGAAGAAACCACUUUACCUCCACCUAAACCAGAUUUUGCACAAAGACUAAAUAAAGAUCAUACAGCCAAACACAUGAAGGACAGGAGAGGGAUACACUCAGUGUGUCGACUCACACUCCUUGCAAUAUCGGACUCUUUUCUUCAUAUCUUCAGUGAUGUCUCCACCGCUCUUCAUCUGAAAGAGAGACGAGUAUUAAAAAAAACUGAAUGGUGUAGGCUACAAAGAAAUGUUCUGUAUUUGAUUUCUGAUGAACACAGAGAACACUUCCCAUUGGUUUUUUUUUUUUGGUUUUUUUUGUUUUUUACAUUUUUAUUUAAUUAAAGAAACUGCUCCCCAUCAUGUUCCAAACCUGUAUGCUGUUAUUAUUUUGAGAGAUGAUUUUUCACAUUUCAGUGACAGUUAAUAGUCUACAAAAACAUAAAAAUAGCCCAUUGACUAAUUCACUAGGUUUCUGUUUAGUUCUUAAAACAUCGAAUCUGUUGAGAUUUUCAAUUACUUGAUUUGUAUGUGUGCAUGUGCUCAUUCUGUGGGUGGAAAUUCAGCAUAGAAGUUUGGAACUAUUUGAGGGAGAGUGAAUAAAGACUGAACAUUACAUUUUUGGUGAGCUUUAAAUGUUUAACAGGCAGGCUUGUUGGUUUUAUGGAGUGCAGCAUAGCUAUAUACACAUGGAGUAGGCCUACAUACAAACCCUGAAGAAACAACACCGACAAACAAACUCAAAUAUAUAAAUUUGUUGGUUUUUGAGAUAUAUUCAGGUUUUCUCAACUGGUUUAACAGUUAGCUAACGUUUAACUAAUUACUUCUCGCUAAUAUACGUUUAGCAUUAGCAUACUUGUUUGAAAUGUGGCCUUUGGCGUUUUAAUAUGGAAGAUCUAUCACAAUAAUGUAUAUUUAAGAAGUUUAUUUGAGAAUUAAUCAGAAAGCCAGUAAAUAUAUGGAAUUUGACCGUAAGAAGGGAGAAAAAUUAAGUAUUAGCAUGUCGGUUUUGUAAUUAGCUCCGCACUUUGCUUUGGUUAGUUUGAGAAAAUUGCGGUUUUAAUUUGUAAUUUUCGUCCGUCUUAAACUGUUUUUACCAAGUUUAACUACAACUAAAUGAUUUCUGUGGAAGAUUGACUUCGGGACAGUUUCUGACAGGAUCUUUACACAUAAAAAAAAUUGUAUUAAGGAAAUAAACUGAUGCUUUUCCCA